AGUUUCACAGUUCAAAAAAUCCAUUUUCUCAAAAAAUGGGGUCCCUCAAGAAGCUCUAUCUACUUAAUAAAAGGGUAUCAUUACUUCACAGGGAUGGUUUAGGGUUUUUGCUCAUCCUACAUGGUAGCUUAAACCCUAAUUCCCCCAACUAUUUAUGCAAUGUUGAACGGCUCUCCAAGAAUUUGCAGCUGUAUAGUAAAAGAGUGGGACCCGUUAUCUCCAAUGCAAGGUUUCUUACCAGUUUUUCAGCGCCAGAAGCUGAGGAAAAGGGCAGUCGCUUUCUCUCUCUAAAAAACAGCAACACCCAGAAUACAGGUACUCACUUCCUCUGUCCUCAUCAUAUCAUGCAAGAAAUAGUGAGUAGUGCAGACGUUUCUCAAGCACUUGGGUUUUUCUUAUGGGCUUCAAAACAGGUGGAUUUCAGCAAAACACCAUAGAUUUAUGCAGUUAUAAUCCAUAUAUUAACCAGACGUAGAUUAUUCACAAGAGCUAAGACCUUUUAAAAGAAUUGAAUGUGAUCAUGCAAAAGAGUGGCCGUGAUUUUUCUUCUGAAGGCCUUUGAUCUCCUUAACGGUUUUCGAGGGUCGAGGGCCUAAAUUUAGCUUUGAAGUGUUUGAUGUCUUGAUAAUGGCCUUUACAAAAAAUUGAUCUCCUUGAUGAGGCCUACCAUGUAUUUUACAGAAUGAGAAAACCGAGAAAACUGCCUUGUCUCCAUGCCUGCAACUCUCUCUUAAAUGGGUUUCUUAAGACAGAGAAACUGGACAUCUUCUGGAGAUUGUUCGAUGAAAUGCUUCUUCGUGGGCUUGUUCCGAAUGUUUUCAUAUAUAACACUUUGAUCAAUGCCUGUUGUUAUCAAGGUGAUUUGCAAAGGGCUUUUCAGUAUUUGGAUGAGAUGGUGAGGAGAAAAGAGAAACCUAUUGUUGUUACAUACACAAGUCUCAUUUGUGGGUUGUGGAGAGAGGAGAAGAUUAACCGAGCAAUUAACAUUUUUAGAAGUAUGGAGAGUUGGGGUGUGCUUCUGAACCUUUACACGUACAAUUCCAUGGUUGAUGGCCAUUGUAAAAUGGCUAAUGGGAAAGGAAGACUUGUUUUAUACAGUGAAAUGUUGGGCAAAUGCUUAAAACCAAAUGUAGUUACAUUUAGUACACUAAUUGAUGGCCUUUGCAAGGAAGGGAAUUUAAAGAAAGCGAGACAAUUUUCUGUGGAAAUGAUCAAAUAUGAAGUAUUUCCAAACACUCUUGUAUAUAAUUGUUUAAUUAAUGGUCAUUGUAAGGCCUCUAACUUAGACGGGGUUUUCAACCUUUACAGAGAAAUGUUAAGAUUUGGCAGUGGUUUACCUGAUGACUUCACUUAUAUCAUACUAAUAAAAGGGCUCUGUGACUUGGGAAGAGUUCCAGAGGGCACUGACUUGUUUAGGAAAAUGGAGAUUGAUGGGAUUGCUCCAAACUGUAUUACUUAUAACACUCUGAUUGAUGGGUAUGGUAAAAUAAGGGUUAUGGAUGAAGCUUUGAAGCUUUGCUCAGAUCUGAUGGAGAAGGGGAUAAUGCCCAAUAUUAUCACAUUUUCUUCAUUGAUAGAUGGGUAUUGCAAAGAAGGCAAAAUUGAAAUUGCUACUGGUUUAUAUUCUGAAAUGGUGGUGGCCUAUACAGCUCUAAUCAAUGGGCACUUCAAAUGUGAUAAUCUAAAAGAGGCCAUGCGACUAUACAAGGAAAUGGUUGAAAAGGGCCUCGAAGCUAACGUUAUCACUCUAAGUCGCAUCGUUGAUGGAUUGUGCAAAGUUGGAAGAGUACAUGAUGCAAGAACCAUUUUUAUGGAGAAAAUGGCAUAUGGGUCCAUUGGGAACAGUCAUAAUGAAGAGUGUCUAAUUGAUGAAAAGGCUGAAGUUUAUAAUUGUAAACCGAAUAUUAUUACUUACACCAAUUUAAUUUAUGGAUUUUGUAUAAAUGGACAGAUUCUAGAGGCUCUUAAGAUUUAUAGGGAGAUGUGUGAUCUUGGCUUUAAGCCUGUUGUGUUCUUGUACAUUGUUGUUAUAUGGGGACAAUGCAGAGAAGGGCACAUGGUUAAUGCAAUGAUUUUACAUGGGGAGAUGGUGAAAACAAGACUCUUGCCUAAUGCAAUUACAUAUCAUGUAUUGGGUCUGGGUUAUCACCGAUAUGGUGAUUACUUAUCAUUUGACAGGUGCUCUCUAGAGUGCUCAUAACAAGAGUUUUGAGUCUUACGUCAUAGUGUCGCAUAUUUCCCUGGAUCUAUUGUGAGAAAGAGAAAUUCUAUGUUUAAUGAAUGGCCAUUAAGAGGGAUAUCAGGAUCUCUUGGGAAAAUGAAUUGGGUUGAGGAUUAUCUAUAGAGCAGAGAUUCAAAUAACCCUAGCAAGGAAAUCUCAAUUCCAAUUUUUUCCAGAACACAAUAAUGUCUUUCUUGUGCCUCAUAUAUGGUAUGGUUCCAUCAUAUGUGGCUCAGCCUUGUCAUCCACACAGAGCACUCUGAGGCUGAUGGUCAAUUAUGGUACCUUAAGGAUUUCAAGAAACAAUGAAGAGUUGUUUCUCCAAAAGUGGAGAUUGACGAUAGAUGAUACUAUCACCAACAAGGAGGGCAGAAGGAAUCAACAAAAGCGAUCGAUGGAAAUAAUCCCUAGCCUGAGGAAAACCCUGAUAUCACCAUCAAUAUCAAACGCUUUAAUAAGAAGGCAAAUACAAGAUAUUGAUAUAUCUCCCCUUCAAACACCAAUAAGUACUCAAACUCUUAGUACUAAAACCACAUACUUGGAAACAACAUAUAUUCUUUUGCUGAUUAUAGAAAAUAACCACUAGUUGAAAAACCCGAUUGAAGUAGCUGUCAUAUAUUUAAGGCAACAUAUGCAUCCCAAUAUGAAUGAAAGAUGCAGAGAAUGAUAUGAAAAUAUCCUUAUGGAAACAUGUUCGGUAUUUAUAGUAUAAUAUUACCGAAACAAUGAUACAUAAAUAACAUAUUUCAAAUUUCAAAUGGAAAGGGUUAUUUCUUACCAAGAAUGGGAACUAGAUCCUUUAAAAUCAAGGAUCACCAAUACGAAAGGAUUUAAAAUCAAAGCCUAUCACUACUUCGAAUAUAUAAAAGCUCGAGAUGAAGUUUUUGCAUACCAGAAUACAAAAAAUUCACAUAGCUGGUAUAUUCAGUUUAAAUUAACUAAGCCAAAUGAGUUUCUCACUUAGUUUAAAAAUUGGUUCUCUAUAUGGGGAUCAUCAAAUCAAAUUCUACCUACAAAUCUAUAAAUUUCACAGAGAAAAUUCUCUAAUUACAAUAGUCAAUGUCUUAAAAGAGAUUAUCAUAUAUAUUUUAUGAUAUUAUAUCAAGUCCCGUGGAUUUUAAAAUGGGAUUAUCAAAUCUCAGAAGAUCCUAUGGAUAGGUGGGAUUAUAUUCCUAAAGUAAAGAGACAAAUAUACAUCAAAUGGUGUGAUAGUUAUAAAAAUGAAUCCCUCAGUCCAGACAAAAAAAAAAAAAAACUUAUAUCUUCAGUUUCAUUUCAAAAAGGAAAAAUGAAAAUAGCAGAAUAUGUUGCAAUAUUACAGCAACAAAGCCUUAAACUAUAUAAAGAAUAGCUUACAAGAAAGCUCUGGAGUGCUAUAGAAGACAAUAAAAAAAUGUCUACCUCUACUCAAAGUGAUGAACAAGAAAACUACAGUCCAAUGAACGGUGAUGACUGUGCAGGCAUUGAAUUUUCUUAAAAGUAAAAAAAAUUCACAGAGGGACCUGGACGACUCCACCCAUAUCUAGGACACGUGUCCCUUCACCGACAGAACCGACUGUCUACUAUAGCCGUCACCGACAGGAUCUCCUUUUUACUGUAGCCACUGCAAAUAGCUAACUAAAGCAGACUGUAGCCACUACAAAAAGCUGACUAAAGUAGAUAAGCAUCUUGGAAAAGAUUGUCGGUGUGGAUUUCAAAUCUGCCUAACUCCUCUGGCUAUAAGAAGAAGAAGCGGAGUUGUUUACAAGUCAUCCUUCUUUUGCGUCUUUCUCUUUCUCUCUCUUAGUGGAUAUAUCUGGAGGUGUAUCCAACCAUCUAGUUUUCCUUUUUUUGAGUCUGUAAAUGUGUGAGAGAUUGAUGAGUGCUUAAGUAUAUGUGUGAUUUCUCUUGGAGUUCAAGUAGUUAAGAUUAGCAAUUAAAGUCUUGUUGUUGCAUAUUCUCGUCUGGGAAAUGUAAGUUUUUAUAGUUAUUUA
This is a messenger RNA of Amborella trichopoda, 4194 nucleotides long. Its product is annotated as Pentatricopeptide repeat (PPR) superfamily protein. Gene Ontology annotation, molecular function: protein binding. The record is from RefSeq and is a predicted model, not a curated record. NCBI's taxonomy places the organism in Eukaryota, Viridiplantae, Streptophyta, Magnoliopsida, Amborellales, Amborellaceae.